Molecule: messenger RNA, 1908 nt
Organism: Gambusia affinis (western mosquitofish)
Lineage: Eukaryota; Metazoa; Chordata; Actinopteri; Cyprinodontiformes; Poeciliidae
Gene: nog1
Product: noggin 1
Exons: 3
Coding region: 883-1551 (222 amino acids)
Biological process (GO): negative regulation of cell differentiation; osteoblast differentiation; negative regulation of BMP signaling pathway
Source: RefSeq, a predicted model, not a curated record
CAAUCACGCAUGCGUAUUGGAUUCAUCUUCAAGUCUUGACAAAGUACUACGUUCUGUUCACGAGCAGUGCUAAUUUAGGCUAAAUGCAGGCGGGGUUUUUGGAUUCUGGAGGAAAAAACGGAACCACUGACUACCCAGUUUGCUGCUCCCUCCCUGAAAAUGGAAAAGCUGCAGAAAUUAAAAUUGCACUCUGGAAGCUAACUGAUGUUGAAGAGGUGUGCAGCAGAUUACCUGCCUGUUUCUGAAUCAGAGAGAUGAGGAAGCGGGGUGCGCACCAUUUAUCAACCGGCGCGGCUGGUGGACGAUUCCGAACGGCUCCGUAAACCAGAAAAUUCAGAAAAUUUCAAAUUCCAGUGGCCAGCGAAGCGGCUUCGCUCCAUGUUGGACGUCUUCUCCAGAAAAGCCAGACUUUCAUAAGAAACUCCCGGGAGGAUCCGCUCAUCAGACCUACAGCCGUAAAGAAUGAAAGUCUGAUUUCAUGUAUCAGAAAACCAACAGGGGGCGUAUCCUCUCGCGUUCCGGCGCGAUGGGAGGAGGAGGAGGAGGUAUUGGGGAUCUCCUCCUAGACAACAAACCCACAUUGAAAGCGGGGCGCAGGGAUUACCUCACGCUGCGUGCGGAGGAUAAAACGGAGGCGGCGGCUUCGGCUCGGCGCUUUUCUGCAGCGGACGCCAGCGGAGCAUCAUGCCGAGCCGCGCCGCGCGGAGCGCAGGAACUCAGCUGAUCGAUCAAAUCCGCUUCCACUGAUGUUUUCCUGCUCACGGGGAGUUUCAUGAUGGAAAAGUGAUUUUUGAGGAAUUCUGGACACGCAGUUUUGGAGACCGCCGGCGCGUAAAGUUGCCUCCUCUCCGCUCCGUGUGCGCGCUGAUCCCGCGGCUCGCCAUGGAUCAGCCUCAGCAGUGCGCUGCCGUGUGUCUGCUGAUGCUGUCUCUUGGACUCCUGACGGACAGAGCGAUCUGUCAGCACUUCUUCCUUCUCCGCCCCAUCCCCAGUGACAGUCUGCCGGUGGUGGAUUUAAAGGAGGACCCGGAUCCGGCCUUUGACCCCAAGGAGCGGGACCUUAACGAGACCGAGCUCCGGAGCAUCCUGGGAGACUUUGACGGCCGCCUGCUGUCCGUGUCGCUCCCCGUGGAGGACAAACACUCCGGCUCCGACGAGUCGGAUCACUUCGACAUCCUGAAGGCGGGCGGAGUUCUGCCGAAGGAGAUCCGGGCGGUGGACUUCGACGUGCAGAUCGGCAAGAAGCACAAGCCGAGCAAGAAGCUGAAGCGGCGGCUGCAGCAGUGGCUGUGGGCCUACACCUUCUGCCCGGUGGUCCACACCUGGACCGACCUCGGCUGCAGGUUCUGGCCUCGGUACGUCCGGGUCGGCGGCUGCGUCAGCAAAAGGUCGUGUUCCGUUCCGGAGGGGAUGGUCUGUAGACCCGCGAACUCUACCCACCUGACGGUGCUGCGGUGGCGCUGCGUGCAGCGGAAGAGCGGACUGAAAUGCGCCUGGAUCCCGGUGCAGUACCCGGUCAUCACGGACUGCAAGUGCUCCUGCUCCAGCUAGGACUGCUGGGAACUCUAACUUAUAAGCUCGGUCAUUUUAUCCUCUUUAUCCCCCCACCUGCACUACAGAGUGUAAGAAUGUAUUUCUGUAUAUGCGUGGCCAACUUCCUGUACAAAGUCAGUAUUAUUUGUAACCAGAGUCUACUUUAUUUGUGCAGAAUAUUGCUUUUAUAUAUUUUGUAUUUAUGGAGAAGUGGCGCACAGAGGCACGCACGGACUUUGUGUUGGACGAAGCGGAUCAACCUCAGAGUUGAACUAUUGAUUAUUGAUACAAUCAUGUUUUAUCCUGUAAAUUUGGGAAAUGUACUAUUUAUUCUUUAUAUUCGUACAAUAAAACGACACAGACUUGAUAAUAAAA